UGAACGCGCCGCUCCCAUGGCAACGGAGAACAGCAAAGGCUAAAAACGAUCAGGCGAUACAAUGUCUUAUCUUGUCAUCUCUGAAGAGGACCAGAACUUUGGCCACACCAAAAACGCUGCAGCUGACUUUUACCGGGCCAACAAUGUCCCCGAGGAGCUGGAGUGCGCCCUGGCCGAGGCAUUCUUUCAGAACCCGGAGGACGUCAACGGUUAUUUGGCAAACUAUUUCGCAAAGCUGUCACCAGCACCACUAAUCAGCAGACUGAAUGGAAAAGAGGUCUAUGAUUCACGAGGGCAACGGUGUGUUGAGGCUGAGGUCUACUGUAUUGCCUGCAAUAAAGAAAAGAGGACAGCCUCUGCUACGAUUUCCAGCCACUUAGGACUGACAACAAACAUUGAAGAGAGGGAGCGGCAUGUGAUGAUUGCUGUCCAGUGGAUAACUGAACCUCUUAACAAAAUGCUAGAAAAACACAACCCCUGUGAUCAAGCAGAAGUUGACCGUAAACUCAGUGAAUUCCUCAUGGCCCGAGACCUGGAGGCGAAAGAAAUCAGGAACAAGGAGAAGGAGGAGAGUCUUUCUGCCUGUGAACCGGAGGUGGAACUUCCAUCAUCUCCACUUGAGAAGAAGAAAGAAAAGAAGCCUGAUAAAAAAAAAAAAGGCAACGUUUCAGAGAAGCCAUUUUGUCCAGCAGAGCCACCUGAACCUGUGUUGCCUGGAUGCUUGGCCAUUGGCUCAGUGUCCUUGGCUGUGGCCAAAACUGGUGCCCAAAUAACAGGCAUCCCACUCUACAAGUACAUCCGAGGCUUAAAGAACCCAGUGGAUAAAAGCAACUUUCACAUGCCUGUCCCACUGGUGACUUUACUGAGCUGUGGGAAGACUUCUACUGGAAAACUGAAGUUACUGGAGGAGGUCAUACUGAUCCCAAAAGCAGGAGACCAACUCAAACAGAUCAUCACAAUGGCAAUGCAGUUACAGCAAGAAAUGAUGAAAAUAGUGAACACUUCAGCAAAAAGUGGGACCACCCAAGCCAUUCUGAGGGACAGCGGAGUGAUGCCUGUGAGCUUCGAUCGCCCUGAACAGGCUUUUGAUCUGAUCACUGAAGCCUGUAGUAAUCUGGAGCUGAAACUGGGAGUAGAGAUCCAUUUAGCGGUCAACUGUGCUGCACCCAACCUAAUGGACUAUACCAAAGAAAAGUAUGAGAUUGCAACAGGAGUUUUUAAGUCUGCUGAUGAUUUAGUGGCCAUGUAUACAACCUUGAUUGGCAAAUAUGCAGCAGUGGUGGCUUUAAUCGAUCCAUUCAGGAAAGAGGAUGUAGAUCAAUGGGAGAAGCUCAGCACUUCGGUGGGAGACGGGUGCCUGCUGCUCUCUGACAUGACAUUCAAGCCACACGUUCCACCUCUUCCUGGAGUCAAAGGUCGCCUCCUAAAACACAUCAACGAAAUAACUGUAAGCGAAUUGAUCCACAUCACUGGAAAUGAACAAGGUUCACUUGUAUUGGGGACAGUCUGCAAUGAGGCCUGCAGUGACGACUCUCUGUCAGACAUAGCUGUGGGUCUGGGUAUGGACUACAUCAAGGUAGGAGGUCUGAGGUGUGGCGAGAGGAUGUCCAAAUACAACAGGCUGCUUUGUAUCGAGCAAGAGCUGACACAACACGGAAUCCUGGUCAUCAAGGAGAAUCAUCCCCCACCACUCUUUAUUGAAAGAGUACAGAUUGAAACAGUAGAGGAGUAACAUCACCUUUUUUCUACCGUCCUUCACAUUACUACCAUUAAUCCGGUUACUGUCGCAAGUAUGCAUACAAAUACCAUGUACUAUAUAGAAAAUGUACACAUAGAAAUACGAUGUACCUUUGCUUCUUCCUACUUAUCUAUAGACAUAUAGAGUUGUGUCAUGUAAAACAUGUGAUCUACUCUCUUGGAACUUUGGCAAGCAUGUCUUGAACAAAAAAAACUCAUUAUGUCAGGCGAUCAAAUGUAAAAUACAAUCAAAAUGUAAUGUUUCAAAUCGACCAUGAGAAGAAAAAUGGCAUGUAAAGACCACUUCUUUUGAAAAAAAAAAAAAAGCUAUAUUUCCGUUAUCGUGUCAAGAAGUGUAGAAGUGAAAUAACAUUUGCACUUCAGUUCUUCUUCUGUGAAAAGUCAGCAGACAUGAAGACAAAAAAAGAGUGUCUAUGAUAAUGAAUGUUGUUUACUUACGCUUUCCACUUUAUAACUUUCUUUCUUACAAAAGAAGUGCCAUUUUUUAUGUUACUUUAUUGUUGGUGUUUCACUCGAAAACAAUGCUUUCCAUGUGAUGAAUCCAUGAAGUACAACUUCCUGUCAAGAAAUGUUUAAGGUGUGUACAAAUGUUAUUGUCUUGUACUUGUACUAAUAAAAACUUUGA
This is a messenger RNA of Nerophis ophidion (straightnose pipefish), 2383 nucleotides long. It is a transcript of the gene eno4, whose product is annotated as enolase 4. Gene Ontology annotation, molecular function: phosphopyruvate hydratase activity; magnesium ion binding. The transcript has 13 exons. NCBI's taxonomy places the organism in Eukaryota, Metazoa, Chordata, Actinopteri, Syngnathiformes, Syngnathidae. Gene Ontology annotation, biological process: glycolytic process. Bases 62 to 1732 code for a protein of 556 amino acids. The record is from RefSeq and is a predicted model, not a curated record. Gene Ontology annotation, cellular component: phosphopyruvate hydratase complex.